GCACACCGUGACAUGUGCACAGAUUCUGUUCAGGGUAGCAGCGUUGGGAGCGCGAACAUUUUUUUCCGAGGAUCACCUUGGGCAAUCUCUAGUUUGAUUUUCAAAAAACCAAUCCCCCAAUCGAACCCUCUCCAAAAUUUCCCCGCCACAUCAUGGCCUUGUCUUCUACUCCCGCAGAUCCUCCCGCCGCCGCCGCAACCAGCGCAACUACCCCUCGUCUCUUCGCCGCCGCACCCCCGCCGUCGAGAGACCCAAGACCCCCAAUCUCACCAUACCCUCACCCUCCCUCCCACUACCACCACCGCCUACCGUCCCAACAACCACACCAACAACCCCUCUACGCAUCCCAACCUUUCGCCAAUCUCGCCCCCAGAGGAGGAGGAGCUCCCUCCUCCACCACGGCGGCAAACCGGGGAAUUCUCUACCCGGUUGCAUCCUCCGGCCGCGGAUUCCUCCCCAAAGCUAUUCGCUCCCAAUCUGCUGCUGCUGCUGAUCAGAUUGCUAACCAGGCCGGGUUCCCGCCCCGCCCCGUGCUCGGAGGACCUCCCUAUUCUCACACGGUUCGAGCUUUUGGGUUCCCUCAUUCGGAUCCUCAUGCUCACCUGAUUAGGCCGCCCCAUGUACACCAAACUUUUCUUGGUUCAACUGGCGUUAUCUCCGCCGCCGUCAAGGGUGUUCCAGUCUCAGGCCAAUUAAAGGCUGCAACAUCUCAGCCUUCAGUGUCUGAAUGCAACGGGUAUAAGGACCAGAGGGAUAGAAGCAGGGACGAUACGUUUGCGACUGUUAGGGAUCGAAAAGUCAGAAUCUACGAGGGAUCUUCUCUUUAUGCCCUCUGUCGGUCGUGGUUGAGGAAUGGUUAUCCUGAAGAACCUCAGCCCCAAUAUGUGGAUGGUGUGAAAUUGCUUCCAAAACCUUCGCCUUCACUUGUGUUAGAUGCUCCGAUAAAAAAGGAGGUCGGUGACGAAGAGGAGGAGAGAUCUGUGGAGAAUUUAUCUUCGCAAGACCUAUUACAAAGACAUGUCAAGCGUGCUAAAAGGGUUCGAGCUCAAUUAAGGGAAGAACGGCUUCAACGAAUUGCAAGGUACAAAACUAGGCUUGCCCUCCUCCUCCCCCCACUUGCAGAGCAACAGUUCAGAAAUGACACUGCUGCUUCCAACUGACAUGAUACUCGAAAGAUGGGGAGUCCUUACUUGAUGUUGGACUCCUAAACAUAAUGCCAAAAUUGACGAAUUCAUGAUUGUACUUUCAACACAAGUACAGCAGAGUAGAAUUACCCAGUCUGAUGGCAUAUAUUGUAUUGAAAAGCAGUGGAUACAAGUCUGACCUUACUAAUUUGGCUGCGGAUAACUGGGUUUACUCUUGUAAAAUUUUGGUUCAAAUUGUUUAGUUUGCCAAAUUCUCGAGAUGUUUACACCAUGGGUGUAGCCUUGGCGAGAUGGCAAAAUGAUGCUUUGAAUUUCUGUUCCAAGGUUCGUAUAUUGUUGGAAACUUUGAGAAGUGAUAAUUUUCGGCUUGUGUAGUGAACUCUGACCUGAGUAGGUACUGGACUUUUCAAAAAAGGAGGCUACUCGUACCUUUGUGGGAUAGUAAGAUAAUAAUCUUGCAGUGUUAUGUUUUCUG
This is a messenger RNA of Rhododendron vialii, 1620 nucleotides long. Its product is annotated as formin-like protein 18. Gene Ontology annotation, cellular component: transcription repressor complex. The transcript has 7 exons. The coding region runs from base 153 to 1160 and encodes 335 amino acids. The record is from RefSeq and is a predicted model, not a curated record. Lineage: Eukaryota; Viridiplantae; Streptophyta; Magnoliopsida; Ericales; Ericaceae.